This is a messenger RNA of Gadus macrocephalus (Pacific cod), 3162 nucleotides long. Its product is annotated as cyclin-T2-like. NCBI's taxonomy places the organism in Eukaryota, Metazoa, Chordata, Actinopteri, Gadiformes, Gadidae. Bases 109 to 2034 code for a protein of 641 amino acids. The record is from RefSeq and is a predicted model, not a curated record. Gene Ontology annotation, molecular function: cyclin-dependent protein serine/threonine kinase activator activity. The transcript has 9 exons. Gene Ontology annotation, biological process: positive regulation of DNA-templated transcription, elongation; regulation of transcription by RNA polymerase II. Gene Ontology annotation, cellular component: cyclin/CDK positive transcription elongation factor complex; nucleus.
GCAUGCGUUGGAACCAACACAGCUUCCGCCGCCCCGCCACUGGGUCCCGUCUCCUUCGCCACCGCAGCCACCGUCUCCGUCGUCGGGUCUUGAUGUGGGAGCGUUGUAAUGUCGGUGCACCGGGGACCCUCGUCGAAAUGGCUCUUUUCCCGGGAGCAGCUCGAAAGCACCCCGUCCCGACGAUGCGGAGUCGAGUCCGACCGGGAGCUCUCCUACCGGCAGCAGGCCGCUAACCUCAUCCAAGACAUGGGCCAGAGACUCAACGUCUCCCAGUUGAUCAUCAACACUGCGAUCGUGUACAUGCAUAGGUUUUAUAUGAUCCAUUCGUUCACGAAGUUCCACAGAAAUAUCAUCUCUCAGACCACGUUGUUCCUCGCUGCUAAAGUCGAGGAGCAGCCCAGGAAACUUGAACAUGUCAUUAAAGUAGCACAUGCGUGCGUGAACCCCCAGGACCCCCCGCUGGACACUAAGGGCAAUGCCUAUCACCAGCAAGCCCAGGAGCUUGUGUUGCUAGAAACUAUAGUGCUGCAAACACUGGGUUUUGAAAUAACAGUUGAACAUCCACACACAGAUGUUGUGAGGUGUUCCCAGCUAGUGCGAGCAAGCAAGGAUUUGGCUCAGACUUCCUAUUUCAUGGCUACCAACAGCUUGCACCUCACCACCUUCUGCCUCCAGCACAAGCCCACGGUGAUCGCGUGCGUGUGCAUACACCUGGCAUGCAAGUGGUCCAACUGGGAGAUCCCAGUGUCCAUGGACGGGAAGCACUGGUGGGAGUACCUGGACCGAACCGUGACGCUACAGCUGCUUGAUGAGCUGACUCAUGAGUUCCUUCAGAUCUUGGAGAAGACGCCCAGCAGGCUGAAGAGAAUACGUAACUGGAGGGCCACGCAAGCUGCCAAGAAGCCAAAGACGGAGGGCGGCUCGGUGGAGAGUGCCUUCCUUGGGACGUCGUCGCUGGACAGCCUGUCAGCAGUCGCCGGCUCCUUCUUCCCCUCGACCUCCUCCUCGGACCCCUGCGACAUGACCUCCCUGGAUGCCAUGGGAGGGCCUUUUGGCCCCUAUCAGCCCCUGGACGACCCGCCCAAGGCCUGUGGUUACGAGCCCUUCCCCUCAGACUACAAGCAUGAACACAAGGCAGGGGCCCCGGUCGGAGGUGCCCCCGUGGCGGGGCCCGGCGGCUCCUCCGGGGGGAAGAACCCCCCGCUGGCCGUCAACCCGCCGCCCUUCGCCCGCCCCCAGAAGGUCCUGACUCUGGACAAGUACCGCGAAAAGCACGCGGCUGCCGAGCUGGCCAUGCAGAAUGGGCGCACGGAGGAGCCGGGCGCCGACCAGUACCCCCCGCCCCCCGCUCACUCCUCACACCACCACAAAAAACGCUCUCUGCCACAGGGCUCAGCGCAGGCGGGUGAGGGCAGGCGGGAGAAGUCCAGCUCCAAGAAGUCCCGCUUAGCCCCAGGGCCUCCUCCGUCGUCGUCUGCCUUUGCUGAGAACGGUGUGGGCAGCAGCGGCGAGGAGCUCAAGAUGCGCAUCAAGGUGUCAUCAGAGCGGCACAUGCUGUCUGAGCCGGGCGCCGCUGCCGUCGUGCCCGCACCGGUCAAGGACAAGCACAAGGACCACUCUGGCCACCGCCAACCCAAACAUGGCUCGCACUCCCAUGCCUACUCCCUGGGAGCAGCGGGCCGGGGGGGUGCUGCAGACGCUCCCGCCUUAACCCUCAGAAACCCCGGCAGUGGGCACGAGGGCGGCUCCUCCGGCUCGUCCCGGAAACGGGCGCACCCGGAGGCAGGCACCCAUGGCAACAACAACAAUCACCAUCACCACCACCACCACCACCACCACUCGAGCAAGAGCGGCCGCAGCUCCAAGGGGGGGUCCCUGGGCCCCGCCCACUACGCAGUGGACGGGGGCCCACGGGCCCCAGGGGGCCACGACGGCUCCAACGGCGUGCUCAAUGCCAACGGCCAGCACACAGACUACAAAGACACCUUUGACAUGCUGGACUCCUUACUAAGUGCCCAGGGGAUGAACUUAUGAGCCCCCCCUCGCCCUUUUCCGUCUUUGUUGGAAAGGGGAUUGGGAGGGGGGGGUCGGCGCAGAGAGCGUCCGGAAUGAUCUGAAACAGAAGAGGUAUUACACACAAACACGCUUUUAAUAGAAUUUUAAAGAAAAAUUAAAGAUUUAUUUCCUGUUUAUUUUUAAGUUAUCUGAAUCUCUAUCAUCAGUCCAAGUCUGCACACUCAUGAGAUGAACCACGUAAAACGCAGUCACGAAAAAAUUGACAAAAUAUAUAUGCAUUAAGCGGUGUCCUACUAGCUGGCAACAAAAAAAAAUAUCUUGACUUGCUUUUUGGGGUUCUGUGAUUGGGUAAAAGAAAACCCUUGAAUUAUGAAUUUUACUGCAAGCCGUCUUAUUUAUGUUUUAAAUGAUGAGCAUGUUUUGGAUCACAAAGGGAAGACGGAGCCGGUGUGUUUCACAGCCAUGUCUGACCGCUCUGCCAUUGACAUUAAUGUAUGUACAUUUUUGUAUGUUUAGACAUUUAUUCAACUUUAAAAAGAAAAAAAACUCAGGUCUUGGAAAAAACGUUUUUGAUAUAAGAAUCUUCCUCUCUCUUGGUUUAAGUACCUUUCUGUGGAGAUGUAUCCUGUUUUAGCUUUUCCUCUUUUUGUUUUUUAAUCGUCGACGGAGUUCGGAAUCAGGCCCAGGCAUUCUGCUCUACUAAGAGCACGUGCGUACGAGGCCGUUUUAACCGUCACAACACAAGUGAACAAGGGUUCUGACCGGAUGGGGUUUCGACCCCUUUUGCCUCUCAAUGCUCCUACCCAGUGUCAGAGCAUAACAAAUAUGGAGUUUGACAUCUUUUCUGCUGUGAAAACGCACCGAAACAAAACCUUGGCUUUAAUACUUAUGAAAAAAAAAGCCUUGUGGUUGUACUUUUGUCAAUCGUAUGAUUAAUGUCUUAUUAACCAACAGAAAAGCAGAAGCAUUCUUCAGAACCAGAUUGUGUACAUAGGACUGUAGUACAGAGUUAAUGAUGUUAGCUUGUCAGUCCCCAAGACUCCUUCCAUUCAGUGUAUUUUGAAGUUUAAUGCAGACUCUGUAUUGGUAAAACAUAUCCUUGGUUUGUGUAUUGGGAGCCCAAAUAAAGGUGAUUUAUACACAACA